AAGGGGAGUAGCUGCGGCGAGAGGGACGAUCUCGGUUUAGGGGAGUCGAGAGGGAGGGGUCGUGGAAUAAUGGCGGGGAUCGCUCUCUUGCUCGAUUUCUUGAAGAGGAAUCCGAGUUUGUCCACUCAAUCCCUCCACUCCUAUAGCUUGUUCUCGGCCACUGUCGCCGCGUCGGCCGCGGCGGCUUCCGUCGCCGCCGGGAAGCCUUUUGCCUCUCGGGCGAUCUUUGGUGACUGUGAUCUUCCAAUUGCUUAUUGUGAUGCUGGUGCAAGUGCAACAUGGGAUGCGGAGUACAUUCCUAAUGUCCGAAGUGUUUCUGAAAAUAUUUUACCCAUCUCAUUCAAGUACAGAACAAAGGAAUAUCCUCUAGAGCUGAAACCUCUGUUUUCAGCCUUUGGUUUUAGGUCUCUCACAAUAACAUCGUUGAGGUCCUUUUUGUUGUUCUAUUUGCCUCUUUUGGAACCUCGCCCUCCCGUGGAAGAGAAUGAUGAUUUUCUGCAUGAGGCUCCAGAGGAAAAGCCUGUAGAUUUGGUCACUCCUUUUCGGAACUCGGUGAAACAAAUUAUCCGUGAGACAUCUGUUGUAACAAUAAGGCGGGUGCUGGAAAGAUUGGCUGUCCAUCAUGUUUCACAAAGAAUGGCAUGGAAACUUCUUAAAGAUGUUCCUAAGUCAGCCAAACGCAAAGCUGCAAGGGGUAUGCCAACUCUGUCGUUUUUAUAUAGUGUCAGCGGAACAACCUUCAGAGGACAUUUGUUGGGUGUAGCUGCAUCAUGGAUUGUCCAAGUGGUUAUUGAGAUCUACAGAUGCUUUUUCCGUAAGAAUAUCAAUGGUGAUGAAGAUAUUAGCAUCAAUGAAAAGAUCAGGCUUUUCAGGAGAAAGUUGUAUGGGACAACUGUAAAGUGCAGCGCGUCAUUAGUUUUUGCAUCUGUUGGAGCAGGCAUUGGAGCUCUUUUUAAUCCUUCAACCGGCCAGUGGAUUGGUUGUGCUCUUGGAGACUUUUCUGGGCCUAUCAUUGCCAUAGUUUGUUUCGAGAAACUUCAUUUGCAAAUUUGAGAAUGCGGCAGCAAAGGUAUUUUGCUAAAAUCUGGCACCUUUUGUCUCUUCUUUGCCAGACAAAUCUUUCAGCACUUUCUUCCUCCAAGAAUUUGUCAGUAAACCAGAUGCUGAUCGGUAACAAAUCGCACCUAGUUAAAUAAUUUUUUCCCCACAUUAUUUGGUUAGUCUAGUUCAUACUUUAUGCAUACUUGAAAAUGCAUUGAAUAGCCAUCCGGAUUGGACUAAGAAUGUUUGUAGAGCAAGCAAUUGUUCCAAAAUCCAGGAGGUGUUCUGACUGAUGAUGUUUGACCAAUAAUGAGCCAAUUGUUCUUCUUCUUCUUCUUCUUCUGUUUCUUCUAUACAAUUGUUUUCUUAACUACGAAUCUGCUGUAUAUUAAGUUUCAUUACACGUCGAUGAUAUCAUCGGUUUCCAUCAUUCCAGCUA
Molecule: messenger RNA, 1480 nt
Organism: Musa acuminata subsp. malaccensis (wild Malaysian banana)
Lineage: Eukaryota; Viridiplantae; Streptophyta; Magnoliopsida; Zingiberales; Musaceae
Source: RefSeq, a predicted model, not a curated record